Molecule: messenger RNA, 2251 nt
Organism: Paramuricea clavata
Lineage: Eukaryota; Metazoa; Cnidaria; Anthozoa; Malacalcyonacea; Plexauridae
Source: the annotation of a GenBank genome assembly
GUCACUCUAUCUGGCAUGUGAGUAGUGUUCACAGCAACUAUCAUGAAGAUCGUUCCUGGACCUUUCUAUGCAAACGUGACCCUAAAAUCACACACUCGUGCCGAUGGUCUGAAUGGGUGAAUUCGUUUGACCAUGAAAUAUUAUACCAAUGUCGAAAUGGAGUUAUUGCAGGUUACUAUAAUCUCUGAUAAUCUUUUUAUUAUGGUUAUUGUUAGCAAAUUUUUGAGCGAUUUAAAACGGCUGAAUUUAAGGCAAAAUGCUGACAGAUGCCAUAAUGAUAAUAUGGAGGGUGUAUAUUUAAUGUUAUUAUAUACCAAUAGUCAAAGUCGCAUUUUACUAGUGUUUUAUUGGUCGAGAGCAUAUCACGUGAGAGUGACGAAAUUAGACUGUCUCCCUCGCAACAGCGCGAGAGGGAAACAAUACGUUAUCGACCGGCGAAUAACGAAAAAAAAUCACGUGCGCCGUCACGUGAAGAUGCGACCUUUGGACAUGCCUAGUAAUUUAAACAUUCGCUUUAAGUAACUGCAGUGUUUAAUUUGACGUUUUAACAAUAAAAUAUUUCAUGUAUCUACGUUCAUUUGUUCUUUAAUUUGUUGUUUCUUUGACUAUUGAUAUAUAAUAAAACACUUAUUUACUGAGACCUCGGGAAAGCGGUGUGUUUUGUGGACCCUCGACCGUCGAUAUUUUCCUCGGCUUCGCCUCGGGAAACAUCGACGGUCUCGGGUCCACAAUUAAAACACACUGUUUCCCUCGGUCUCAGUAAAUAAGUGAUAAAUAAAAAGAGCAACUGCAAAAGUGGCAGCAACUAUACCUGAAAUUAACCACCAGCAGCGACCACAUUAAUAGUAAUAGUAACAAAAUCAUCGCUAACAGCAAUAGUAACGGCAAAGUAACCGUAACGGCAAGAGCAAUAGCAAUAGGCAUUGUAGCAGCAAACGUACCAGUAAAUAAAAGCAACAAUAACAAUAAGAGCAACUGUAACAGUCACAUGUAAGAACAGUAAAAGUGAAAUUAAAGUAACAGUGACAGUAACAGUAACAGUAACAGUAACAGUAACAGUAACAGUAACAGUGACAGUAACAGUAACAGUGACAGUAACAGUAACAGUAACAGUGACAGUAACAGUAACAGUGACAGUAACAGUAACAGUGACACGCUUAUUUUCCGAAAAGAGAACGUCCCACAAAAAAUUUCCAAACACUAGUUUCAGCCAAUGGGAGCUUCAAAUUACGUUUCCGACCUCAAUUUUUCAGAAAAUUCCUUAAUAUUUAAACACGUUCCGCAAUUGUACAGGCAAUGAUAACUUAUGGUACUAGUAUCAGUAAUAAUGACAUCAAAAAUAAAAGGAACACAAAGGAUAACAGAAAUAGGAACAGUAACGGUAUCAGCUGUAAUUCUUGGGUUUCUCUACGGCAUUAUGCAGUGAAUCUGACAGGGGGGUCAACCUCCAAAUGUAUUUACGUUUAUGCUGUAUUGGAGUGAGAAAAUGAUACGAAAUUCCAUGAGUUUGCAACCAAACAUCAGGCUAAUAGAUAAAACGAACAAUUCUCACUCUGAUAACUGUUUUAGAGUUGACCCCCCGUCACUUCUGUGACGUCGUAUGAAGUCCAAGAAUAGCAGAAUAGUCGGGAACAAUCACGCACAUUUGUAUUAUACAUCAUAUUUAAGUUCUUUCUAAAGUAACAAAUUCAUUAUUCCUAAAACAUUAGGUGUGCACUCCUAUCACAGUAAUCCUCAUGAAGACAGAAGAUUCCAAUUUGAAUGUUGUGGCACCAAGAAUAAUUGCGCACGUGAUUGUGUCUGGACUGGUUAUGUGAAUAGCUGGGAUGGUUAUAUGAACUACGCUGUGCCCUAUAGCCAUUUCCUAAGUGGAGUAAAAAGUUAUCAUGACAAUGGAAAAGAGUAAGACCAACAAAUAUUUAUUCUAGUUUUUUCAUGUGUUUGGCGUCAGUUAAAAUGUAUUAACCGAAGUUUGUUGAGGUGACAAACGCAAAAUGGUUUGGUACUUAUGAAAAUUGAACGAGUAAUGAGUAUCUUAAUAGGGGUCCCUGUAUUUAAGUAAUCUGGUCUGCUGAUUGCAAGAUUUGAGUUUCGAACUUACUGUUGCAUCAACUCUUACAGAUAAAAAAUCGGUAGAAUCGCUGGUCGAUUAGAACCGGAAUUUUUUUUAUUAUGACGUCAUGCCCCUAACCACCUUUCUUGUUUUCUUAGGGAUAGAAGAUGGAGAUUCCUCAUUUGUAAACUUGGUUGA